CUUAGCCCAGCCCCCCACACGCCUAGCCGGCCUGCUCCAGAGGGGAGGGAAGCGCUGCAGUCGCUGAAGCUCCGCUUAUAUCUUGCUCCUAUAUUUUAAUUAAGUAUUGGUCGGAGUCUCUUUCGUGACGUGCAUUCUUAUCUAGUCCCUGGCACGCUCUAUGGUGUUUUCAGCGUUUGCUGAAAACGUCCGCUGGUUACAAGGCGUAAACGAAGUGUAUUGCUAAGCUAAUGUUGCUAACGUGAACUAGCUCGCUAAUAACACAGCCGGUGAGGACGUCUUCAUCCCCAGGUCAACCCAGCCAUUUGCUCCGUGGGACAUUAUGCGGUAGUUAUUCGUUAUAAGCAUAACACCAACUUCUGUUGGUUUGUAUAUUAACUGUUUACUGUAGCAAUGCUAGAGCUUCAUAGUUAGUUGCAUGGCUGUUUGUCAGUGUUUUCAGCUAGCCACGACAGGGACGUUGGAUUGGAUGAUUAUAUGGGUAGCAACACAGGCUAGCAUCAGCCACUGGGCAGGGAGUUCAAGUGAGGGAACACUUUAGACACAGCGAGAGUUCCUGGCUUUAUGAUAGUGUAAGUUCCUCUGCGACCAACGCCCCCGUAUCUGCACGGCGGUGGACUUGAACCGAGAUUUUAAAAAGCGUUCACAGAAAGGAUUAUUUUUCUCUUCCCAAACUGGAUAUUGGCCUCCUCAUUUGGAUCGCCGUGGAAGAGGAGUGUCGCGACAUUGAAUAUUUUUUUAGGCCUGAUUCAACUGUGAUUCCUCGCCCACAGCAGUAUUUGCGUGCUGGACCCUUCGAUGUGGAGGAUUGAGUAGCACCGGCAACCAGAUCCCCCACGGCGGCCGGACAUGCUGAAGUGUAUCCCUUUGUGGCGGUGUAACCGCCACGUCGAGUCGGUGGACAAGCGGCAUUGUAGCCUGCAGACUGUCCCCGACGAGAUAUUCCGUUACAGCCGCAGCCUAGAAGAGCUUCUCCUCGAUUCAAACCAACUGAAAGAACUACCCAAGCCGUUCUUCCGGCUGCUGAACCUCCGGAAGCUUGGCCUGAGCGACAAUGCCAUCCAGAAGCUUCCUCCAGAGGUGGCCAACUUCAUGCAGCUGGUGGAGCUGGACAUCUCCAGAAACGACAUUCCUGAAAUCCCAGAGAGCAUCAAGUUCUGUAAGGCCUUGGAGAUUGCUGACUUCAGUGGGAAUCCCCUUUCCAGAUUACCAGAUGGAUUCACACAGCUGCGAGCGCUGGCUCACCUGGCACUCAACGACGUUUCGUUACAGACGCUGCCCAACGACAUCGGAAAUCUGGCCAACCUGGUGACGCUGGAGCUCAGGGAGAACCUACUGAAGUCCCUUCCCACGUCUUUGUCCUUCCUGGUGAAACUUGAGCAACUGGACCUGGGAUCUAAUAAGCUUGAAGAGCUGCCGGACACCCUGGGAGCUCUGCCAAACCUGAGGGAGCUGUGGCUGGACAGGAACCAACUGUCUUCCCUCCCCCUGGAGCUGGGUAACCUCCGGCGGCUGGUGUGUCUGGACGUGUCGGAGAACCGUCUGGAGGAGCUCCCUGCUGAGCUGAGCGGUCUGCUGGCCCUGACGGACCUGCUGCUCACACACAACCUGCUGGACGCGGUGCCCGACUCCAUCGGCUGCCUGCGGCAGCUGUCCAUCCUGAAAGUGGACCAAAACCGCCUGACGGAGCUCACUGACUCCAUCGGAGAAUGCGAGAACCUGACAGAACUGGUGCUGACGGAGAACCUCCUGCAGGCACUGCCUCGGUCGCUGGGCAAGCUGAAGAAACUGACCAACCUGAAUGUGGACCGCAACCGGCUGGGCAGCGUCCCCAGCGAGCUGGGCCUGUGCUCCAGCCUCAACGUGCUGGCCCUUAGGGACAACCGGCUCAGCCGGCUGCCCGCCGAGCUGGCCGACGCCACCGAGCUCCACGUGCUGGACGUGGCGGGCAACAGGUUACAGAACCUGCCCUUCGCGCUGACCAACCUGAACCUGAAGGCCAUGUGGCUGGCGGAGAACCAGUCCCAGCCCAUGCUCAAGUUCCAGACGGAGGACGACGAGCAGACCGGGGAGAAGGUGCUCACCUGCUACCUGCUGCCCCAGCAGCCCUCCCCCAGCCUGGAGAACCUGCUCCAGAACAGCGUGGAGGACACGUGGACGGACAGCAACCUGAACCGGGUGUCGGUCAUCCAGUUCCAGGAGGAGACCAAGGAGGAGGAGGAGGACGACGAAGCGGCCGCCGAGAGAAGGGGUCUCCAUCGCCGAGCUACGCCCACCCGCAGUGAGCUGAAAGAGAUGAAGAAGGUGAUCGAGGAGCGAAGGAACGAGGCCUACUCCUCCAGGCCUGACGGGGAGGCCAGACUCUCCUGAUCACCAGGUAGGACAGCUGACCAAUCACGGCUAAGCGACCUGUCCAAUCAGAGCCAGGAAUCCCAGGCUUCCAACAGCACAGUCUCGGCUAACUCCCAUGAGGAAAGGCGGGGGAUUAACCACCCAGGGGAGGAGCUAGCCGACGGCCACGCCUACCAGGAGGAUCUGGAUGAGAUGGAGGUGGAGUACAUCGAGCCCACCGUCCACUUCGCCGAGGAGCCAAUCACCUGCGGCGGCGAGCGCGAAGACGACGACGACGAAGAGGAGGAGGAGGGCGACCGCAGCGACGAGGAGGGCGAGCGGCGCCCCGCGGCGGCCGAGAAGCAGCGGCUGAUCCGCAAGGACACGCCGCACUACAAGAAGCACUUCAAGAUCACCAAGCUGCCCAAGCCCGAGGCGGUGGCCGCGCUGCUGCAGGGCUUCACCCCGGAGAGCCUCCUCCCGCUGCCGCCACGGCCCCACCAGGAGUCCCGCCCCCAGGAGGAGGAGGAGGAGGAGCCGGAGGAGGGGGAGGGGGAGGGGGAGGGGGAGGGGGGUCCCGUCACGCCAGAGCGAGAGAAGCACCACAGGCCACAGGAGGCUCAGCUCGAGGACAGUCGGCUCCAGGUCAACACCAGCCAAGCUAAGGGGGUGUCCUUUGAUCAAGUCAAUAAUCUGCUGAUUGAACCUGCUCGAAUUGAGGAGGAAGAGCACACUCUGACCAUCCUACGGCAGACUGGGGGUCUGGGGAUCAGCAUCGCGGGAGGGAAGGGCUCCACGCCCUACAAGGGGGAUGAUGAGGGAAUCUUCAUCUCGCGGGUGUCAGAGGAGGGCCCUGCAGCCAGAGCGGGGGUCAAAGUGGGAGACAAACUACUUGAGGUGAACGCCGUGGACCUCCAGGGCGCCGAGCACCACACGGCGGUGGAGGCGCUGCGCAGCUCGGGCGCCGCCGUCUCCAUGUCCAUCCUGCGGGAGCACAUGGUGGAGCCGGAGAACGCCAUCACCACCACGCCGCUGCGGCCCGAGGGCGACCACUUCCCCCGGGAGCGGCGGAGCAGCGGGCUGCCCUUCCUGGUGGAGCCCGUCCCCGCCCCGCCCCGGACGCGGCUCAGCGCCUGCCUCGUGCGCAACGACAAGGGCCUGGGCUUCAGCAUCGCAGGGGGCAGGGGCUCCACGCCCUACCGCACCGCCGACACGGGGAUCUAUAUCUCCCGUAUCGCAGAGGGAGGGGCCGCCAGCCGGGACAGCACGCUACGCGUCGGAGACAGAGUUUUAUCCAUCAAUGGUGUAGACAUGACAGAGGCCAGACAUGACCAGGCAGUAGCUCUUCUUACUGGCACCUCCCCCACCAUCGCCCUCGUGGUGGAGCGGGACCAGACCGCCCCUGGGGGGUCCCCGGGUCUGUCCCGGGGCCGCGCCCACUCCCCGCCUCCCCCAGAGCCCUCCGACUCCCCCGACAACGAGGACCCCACGGAGGACGGCCUGUCGCCGCAGGGCAACCACCUGACCCGCCUGGAGGAUGAGUAUCCCAUAGAGGAAGUGAUUCUGGUGAAGUCAGGCGGUCCUCUGGGACUCAGCAUCGUGGGGGGUAGCGACCAUGCCAGCCACCCCUUCGGUAUCAACGAACCCGGGGUCUUCAUCUCAAAGGUGAUCCCCGAGGGCCUGGCGUGUCAGAGCGGGCUGCGUGUGGGCGACCGCAUCCUGGAGGUGAACACCAUGGACAUGCGCCACGCCACCCACCAGGAGGCGGUCCGCGCCCUGCUGGCCAACAAGCAGGAGAUCCGCCUGCUGGUCCGCCGGGACCCCUCCCCGCCCGGAAUGGAGGAGAUAGUGAUCCAGAAGCAGCCCGGGGAGAAGCUGGGCAUCACAAUCCGGGGAGGGGCCAAGGGCCACGCGGGGAACCCCUUCGAUGCCACCGAUGAGGGCAUCUUCAUCUCCAAGGUGAACUCCAGCGGCGCGGCGGCCAGGGACGGCCGGCUGCAGGUGGGCAUGCGCAUCCUGGAGGUCAGCAACCACAGCCUGCUGGGCAUGACCCACACGGAGGCGGUGCGGGUGCUGCGGGCCGUGGGCGACACCCUGGUCAUGCUGGUGUGUGACGGCUUUGACCCGCAAACGGUGGCAGGCGUGGAGGCCUCCCCUGGAAUCAUCGCCAACCCCUUUGUGACGGGCAUCGUCCGUAAGAACAGCUUGGAGAGCAUCUCGUCCAUAGACCGGGACCUCAGCCCGGAGGAGAUAGACAUCAUGGAGAAGGAGUCAGAGAUGGUGCGAGAGACCUCCCAGUGGGAGAGAGAAGAGAUGGAGAAAGUGGAGCGCAUGCGUUUGGAGCGCGAGGAGGCAACUCGCCUGUUGGAGGAGGAGACGGAGAACGUCGGGGCGGGACCUUUGAAGCUGGACUACAAGACGCUCGCCGCUCUGCCGACAACCAGUCUCCAGAAGGUCAACAGGUUUUCCCCUCCGCUCAGUCGUUCUGAUCCCAUGGAGGCCACCGUGCAGGCCCAGUGCCUUCCCUCACUAGAGCCCCUGGGCUUUGGCCUGGGUCACCCCUCCGAAACCCUCUACCCCACGGACCCCCAAGACACCCCCCUCUACCCCAGCGACCCCCACGCCGCCUCCCUCUGCCCCACGGACCCCCAGGCCCUCCCCGGUAUGACCCAGGAGAACAGCCUGCUCCACGCCUCCCCCCCGUCCCCCGACGCCGCCUCCUUCAGCCAGAGCGACGCCACCAUCUCCCUGGCCUCCACAGGCACCUCCCUGAACGGCGAGGAGGACGAGGACGAGUGCCUGGUGGAGACGCAGUCCAUCUGCUUCAGCGAGAACCCCUUCCUGGUGGCCAAUCGCCGGGGGAAGGGCCGCCCCCCUGCCGAGCGCAUCCUAUCAGGUCCCCCCGUCGGGUACGGCAGGGGGGGCAAGCUGCAGCCCUGGAUGUACACCAAGACAUCUAGCUCCGAUCUGCCACGCACUGCCAGCCCGGUGAGGGACGGCUCCUACUCCCCCAGCAUCCAGCCGGCCAACGUUCACUACGGCUCCCCGGGCCCCACCGCCCGGGACAGCAGCCCCUCAUCUACCCGCCCGGGGGCGAUCCAGCCGGCGGGCCGGGUUUGGUCCACCCCGUCCCCGGCCACGCCCGACGCCAGCAGCCCCAACCCCUUCCAGCAUGGCCCCUCCCCCAUCAACUCUCAGACCUCUCCUCGCGGCCCCUCCCCCGUCUCCCACGGCGACUUCCCCAUGAAUAUCAAGCAGGCGUACAAGGCGUUUGCCGCCGUGCCUCACGCGCCGGCCACGCUGGAGCCACCACAGGACCUGUACGGCGGGAGGAACCACGUCCAGCAGGCGUCUUCUCCUGAGUCGGCGCGGUUCAGCGAGGUAUUUGAGGACGCCGUAGACGGGGGGGAGGGGGGCGGGGGGGCGAGGUCCCCGUGCCCCCCGGACCACCGGGACUACCAGAGCAUGGCGGCCGUGCCCCGCUUCUCCAGGCCCUCCAUGGUGCCCCAGACGCCCUCCCCGGGGGGUCCGGACACCCCGGAGCAGCGCUCCUUCCGGGACCGCCAGAAGUACUUUGAGAUCGACGUGAAGCAGACGACGCCGGACAAACCCAAGCCCCGCGUGUCGCUGGUCGGAGCCGACGACCUGAAGAAGAUGAGGGAGGAGGAAGAGCGGCGGUUUGAGCAGCGGGCGCGGGAGUACCUGAUGGACGACGAGGACGACGAUGACGACGAUGACCUGGCCCACAUGAAGGCCACGGGGAAGGUGCUCCUGGACGGGGUGGAGUACCGCGUGGAGCCCCUCGCCACCACCACCCGACUCCCCUCCACCCCGGGCUACGCCUCCACGCCCCCCGGCUACGCCUCCACGCCCCCCGGUUACGCCUCCACGCCCCCCGGCUACGCCUCGACCCCACCGGGCUACACCUCCACUUCCCCGGGCUACACCUCCACGCCCCCCGGCUACUACAGCGGCUCAGGAGCGUCCUCAGUGGACGGGAAGGGAGAAUCCCAGAGGAACUCCCUGGAAGACGGGUUCAGGUUGGACCAGCGGCCAACCUCCAUGACCGGGCUCGUCCCUGCCUACACCGCUGAGCCGGCCGUGGCGCCGGUCCGCACGGCGAAGGCCGAGCGGCGCCACCAGGAGCGUCUGAGGCUGCAGAGCCCGGAGCUGGCGGCGGCGGCCCCGGACCAGGACCUCUCCCCCGCCGAGAAACGGGCUCUGGAGGCCGAGAAGAGGGCCAUGUGGCGGGCAGCGCGGCCGUCUGGUCUGGAGGAGGAUGUUAGGCAGUAUGAGCAGGACCUGGCCAGGAGGCUGUACCAGGCCAGGGUGAGGGCGUCUCAAGCCCCUCCGCCCCCCCCCUCCUCCGCUGACACCCAGCCCAGGAUGAAGUCUCUGGAGCAGGACGCCCUGAAGGCCCAGAUGGUCAUCGCCAAGUCCAAGGAGGGCAAGAAGCGCGGCACGCUGGACCAGCUGACGGAGUCGCCGUCCCCCGCCCCCACCCCCUCCCCCACCCCCAUGGAAGAACUCAUCCCUCGAGGAGUCACCUCCCCCGGCAGACUGUCCGUGUCGUCUAAGAAGUUUGACUACCGACAGUUCGCAGCCAUUCCUUCUUCCAAACCCGUUUACGACAUCCAGUCACCUGACCUGGUGGAUGAGCCCUGCUUCAUAGACGACGGCACCAGCAGCCCGGUAGCAGCUGUGAACCCAGAGGAGGCGGAUGGGGGCCCGGAGGAGGUGUCGCUGUACAGCAACAAACGCAAGCUGAGACAGGGCCGCCACAGCCUGGAAGCCGCCGUCCCCACAUAGCCCCGGAACACAGGAACACACACACGCACACACACACACACACAACGGCUGAGGACCACCAGAUGUGUGGAAACCACGGCGACAACGACGAUCCAAACUAGUCACUUCCUGCUGCGUCCACGAAGGCGGGGCAGGUCAGGAAAUGAGUCACCACACAAGAUGGGCGUCCCAGCACACUGGUCCUCGUCGCCAUGCCAACAGAGCCGGCGGUGUGCGUUCAUUGCGACGCCUGUGAAGCGGAGCGUUGCUAUGGGACGCGUUGCUAGGGGACGAGUCGCCGGGACGAUGUUUAGUUUCUGCUGAUCUUUUUGUUUUGCUGUUUUUUAAAAAAAGAGAGAGAAAAGUAGACUGGAAGAAAAUAAUCGUAGCUGUAAUACUAACUUUGGGAAUGUUAUUAUUCGGAGUGACUAGAUUGUAAAUGUUAUAGGGGUAGCGUGCGCGUCCUGCUGCCUUCACGUGCACGCGUCGCUUCCACACACACACACACACACACACACACACACACACACACACACACACACACACACACACACACACACACACACACAAAGAUACACACACACACACAAAGAUACACACACACACACACACACACAAAGAUACACACACACACACAAAGAUACACACACAAAGAUACACUACAAGAUUCUAACAUCCAAAGUUUAUUUUGGUCUGGAACAUUUUAGUCUUUGAAUCUAAGCCUUUUCCUACUGCUGUAAGCCCCUUCAGAGCACAAAGUCACGUCGAUUAUUUUCCCUUUUAACCUAUUUUAACACUAUCAAGCUAUGAAGGAAGUAACAGCAAAUAUCACCCUUCUAUUUUGUAUACGCAUUUUAAAAACACAUUUUAUGACGGCCUGCGAGGCAACUAACGAAGAAGGCCCCGGCCUACCCGAGGAGUGGAGCAGAGAGCGUCAAGAGUCCUGCGCUAGCCACCCUGACGAGACGCCAGCAUUACUGUUCAUCCACCGCCGUUUACAUCCACAGGCUACAACCCUAGCAGACAAUACAAUGUAAAAGAAAGCUACCGCUAGCUCAGUCACAGCGCCAUCGCCAGGGGUCUUAUGGUACUUUCCUCCCGUCCUUUUAAGGGCGUCGCUGUAAACUAUAAAUCAUUCUCUUCAUAUCAGGAGGCUCUUGAGGGUGGCAGGGUUAUAAUGUCUAUUGUUUUGAAUCCGUCUUUGGUUAAUUUAAAUCUGAUACCACUGAGAAAUCCUUUAAUAUCGUGUGAAUAUUGUAUGGAAAGCUAACUCGGGGGGGGGGGGGGGGGGGG
Gadus macrocephalus (Pacific cod) is the source of this 8412-nucleotide messenger RNA. It is a transcript of the gene scrib, whose product is annotated as scribble planar cell polarity protein. Gene Ontology annotation, molecular function: protein binding. Lineage: Eukaryota; Metazoa; Chordata; Actinopteri; Gadiformes; Gadidae. The record is from RefSeq and is a predicted model, not a curated record. Gene Ontology annotation, cellular component: adherens junction; postsynaptic membrane; postsynaptic density. Gene Ontology annotation, biological process: neurotransmitter receptor transport postsynaptic membrane to endosome; neurotransmitter receptor transport, endosome to postsynaptic membrane.